Messenger RNA from Zonotrichia leucophrys gambelii, 3836 nucleotides. RefSeq names its product adenosine monophosphate deaminase 3 (gene AMPD3). Lineage: Eukaryota; Metazoa; Chordata; Aves; Passeriformes; Passerellidae. Gene Ontology annotation, cellular component: cytosol. Gene Ontology annotation, molecular function: AMP deaminase activity. The record is from RefSeq and is a predicted model, not a curated record. Gene Ontology annotation, biological process: IMP salvage; AMP metabolic process. The coding region runs from base 450 to 2747 and encodes 765 amino acids. The transcript has 16 exons.
AGACUUUUGGGAUGGAAAACUCCUUUCUUUUUACUUCAUUUCUUCACUAGCUGUGUGAAGUAAAGGAGUUUCCAAAGCCAAAAUCCCCUGAGGUUUACGCAUGGAGCAUUUCUAUGCCUACCAAGCUGGAGGGACACAGAACUACCUGAUCCCUCAGUUUUGGGACCUCUAACUCUGCUCGUCUUUUUACACCAACUACCUUCACUCACUGCAUUCCCAGUGCUUUCCGGCAUGAUGAGCACCUGGACCGCGUUGCUACACUGAAGGGCAGACGCUGUUGAAAACACUUCUGACUGGGACACAUCGCCAGCAAACUUACCGGCUGUCAUUCUGCACUGGCCUCACGACUUUCUGUUCUCGAACCCAAGUUCUCUACAUUAAAGUGCUUUUGGAGGAGUUUUGAAACAGGCGCUCGGGAAGCCGGCACCGCUGAGGCGAAUCCAGGCGAGAUGCCCCGGCAGUUUCCCAAGCUGAACAUUUCCGAGGUGGAUGAGCAGGUGCGGCUCCUGGCAGAGAAGGUGUUUGCCAAAGUCCUGCGAGAAGAAGACAGCAAGGAUGCCUUGUCACUCUUCACCGUGCCUGAAGACUGCCCUAUUGGGCAGAAGGAGGCCAAGGAGAGGGAGCUGCAGAAGGAGCUGGCAGAACAGCAGUCUGUGGAAACAGCUAAAAGGAAGAAAAGUUUCAAGAUGAUUAGAUCCCAGUCUUUGUCAUUACAAAUUCCACCUCAGGAAUGGAAAGCACCACCGGCCAAACCAGUCCUGUCUCCUGCAACGCCAGUUCUUCCAAGUGCUUUUGUGCCAGUCCAAGUGCCAUACGAUGUACCAGAAUUCCAGAGAGUUUCAAUUAGUGGGGACUACUGUGCAGGGGUUACAGUGGAUGACUAUGAACAAGCUGCCAAGAGCCUGGUGAAAGCUCUGCUCAUCCGAGAGAAGUACUCACGCCUUGCCUACCAUCGCUUCCCGAGAACAACAUCUCAGUACCUGUGCAGCAUGAGGGAUCAAAAAUGGAAGGUUGAAGAUGAGGUGUACCCCGAUUUCCAUUCACCCCCAGAAGAAAAUGAAGAUCCUUAUAAUCUGGAUGAUGCUCCAGACAAUUUGGAUUAUGUUAUCAAGCUGAAAGGUGGCAUUCCCUUUGUUUAUGACAGCAAAGAGAUGAUGGAGCUCAAUGAGCCUCGGAGUUUGCCAUAUCCUGACCUGCAGACCUACACCCUUGACCUGAGCCACGUUCUUGCUCUAAUUGCAGAUGGCCCCACAAAAACAUAUUGUCAUCGGAGGCUUAACUUUUUAGAAUCUAAAUUUAGCUUACACGAGAUGUUAAAUGAGAUGUCGGAAUUUAAAGAACUGAAGAGUAAUCCCCAUCGAGACUUUUAUAAUGUGAGAAAGGUUGACACUCAUAUCCAUGCUGCUGCCUGCAUGAACCAGAAGCACUUACUGAGGUUUAUUAAGCACACAUAUCAAACGGAGCCCGACAGGAUUGUUGCAGAGAAAAAAGGCAAGAAGAUGACUUUAAAGCAAGUCUUCGAAAGCCUUCACAUGGACCCCUAUGACCUCACUGUAGACUCUUUAGAUGUCCAUGCAGGACGUCAAACAUUCCAUCGAUUUGACAAAUUCAAUUCCAAGUACAAUCCAGUUGGUGCCAGUGAGCUGAGGGACUUGUAUUUGAAGACUGAGAAUUAUAUUGGUGGUGAAUAUUUUGCUCGGAUGGUCAAGGAAGUAGCCCGUGAACUAGAAGAAAGUAAGUACCAGUACACAGAACCCCGCUUAUCCAUUUAUGGACGGUCUCCAGAUGAAUGGCUGAACUUGGCAAAAUGGUUCAUUAAGCAUAAAGUUUAUUCCCCUAAUAUGCGCUGGAUAAUUCAGGUUCCCAGAAUCUAUGACAUAUUUAGGUCCAAAAAUAUUCUGCCUAGUUUUGGGAAGAUGUUGGAGAACAUCUUUGUACCUUUAUUUGAAGCAACAAUCAAUCCCAAAGACCAUAAAGAAUUGCACCUAUUCCUCAAAUAUGUGACUGGCUUUGACAGUGUUGAUGAUGAAUCCAAACACAGUGGCCAUAUGUUCUCUGACAAGAGCCUUAACCCUGACCUCUGGACCAGUGAGAAGAAUCCCCCAUAUAGCUAUUAUUUGUAUUAUAUGUAUGUCAACAUCAUGUUGCUAAACAACCUUAGAAGGGAAAGAGGCAUGUGCACCUUCCUGUUUCGACCUCACUGUGGAGAGGCUGGGUCUAUCACACACCUUGUUUCUGCCUUUCUGACAGCAGACAAUAUCUCUCAUGGAUUGCUCCUGAAAAAGAGUCCUGUCCUCCAGUAUCUGUAUUAUCUUGCACAAAUACCCAUUGCUAUGUCCCCACUUAGUAACAACAGCCUAUUUCUGGAGUACUCCAAAAAUCCGCUACGGGAAUUUCUCCAUAAGGGCCUGCACGUCUCCCUCUCCACAGAUGAUCCUAUGCAGUUUCAUUACACAAAGGAAGCUCUCAUGGAAGAAUAUGCUAUUGCAGCUCAGGUGUGGAAACUAAGCACGUGUGACUUGUGUGAAAUAGCAAGAAACAGCGUUCUACAGAGUGGAUUGUCAGAUAAGGAAAAGCAGAAAUUCUUAGGGGUGAAUUAUUGCAAGGAAGGGCCUGAGGGAAAUGACAUUCGAAAGACAAAUGUCGCCCAGAUCCGGAUGGCCUUCAGGUACGAGACUCUGUGCAAUGAACUCAGCUUUCUGGCUGAUGCCAUGAGAACAGAAGAUAUUUCUAGUCUGUCCAAGUAGUUACAAACCCAGAGAAACCAGAAUGUGUUCCUCUUAAGCAGGAUAAGAUGCUAAUUAACCUCAAAUCACCUGUCUUUGAUGCUACAGAGACAUAACUGAACAGUACAGAGACAAAGGGAGUAUCUGUGGAAGGUAAACAGGGUUUGCCACCACCUGUUACUGCGUUAUUCUUGCUGCAAAGAUUUCGGUUUCUACGAACAUUAGGCUUUUUAAGAUUGCUGUAAAUAUUAAAUGCAAACUCUAGAAUUAUGUACUAUUUGUUUCAUACUGUCUUAACUGUGCCCUGCUGUGUAGCCUGGGAAACCAGAAAGAGUAUCUGUAGAGCAGCUGUGCUGUGCACCUGAGGAUCCCACAGAUGCUGACAGCACGCGCCCACCUGAGUUGAUUCUGCAAGUCUCAGUACCAGUCAUGGCUUUUAACACUUUUAAGUUUAACCUUUUUUUUCAUUACCAGUUUUUAUGGGGUGCAGAAUUUUGAGGCUGCCCUUUCAUUCUGGAAGGUGUUCUGAUACAGUUUUUAAUUCAAUGUUUCAGCAGUUACAUUGGAAAACAAGAAAAAGCAACAUUGGGUAAUCUUGUUCAAUGACUAAUUAAUUGCUGUUGUUAUGUAUGAUGUCAGUGAAGAACAGCAGAUGAAUGCUUUUUAAUCUAGCAAAUGGAAAACAUCGUGUCAAAAUCACUAUUAUAGAUUGUAAUGAAUCCAAUUACACCAAGAAAAUUUUGCCUUGAAAGUUGAGAACACUUUUUUAUUGCUUUGUAAUGGGAAUAUGUGGAUAUGCCCAUUCAAAUUACUUAGAAAUUUAUGCAGAUAAUUCUGGUUGCAUGUAAAGAGAAAUUUUUUACUUGAAAAAGGGAAGUGUUCUUAUGAAUCAGUGGUAGAAAUGCCAGACCUGGUUCUGGUCCUACUUCUGACAUAUUUUUACACAUUUGUUUUAGUCUGUAUUUUAGUCAACUACGGCUGAAUGGGAAGUCAAGCUGUCUAUUUAUACAGAAGCCAGCCCACUUGAAAUCUGUCAUUUCAAAUCAUGGUAUGUUAUGUUAAACUAUCUGUUUAUGAGGAAGUGGUUAGUAAAAUACAGCUACUGGAGUA